ACAACGGCAGCGGGGGAAGUCGUAAACCGGCUGGCUCGGUGUGCAGUUCCCCCCCGAGCCGCCAGCCGCGCCACUCUCUCGCUUGCGGCCGGCCUGCACUCUUGACUCGAUGCGCUUUAACGGUUCUCUCACUCUGUGCACUCAGUGCAGUGGCAGUCGGCGACAGUAAUCGCUCUGCAAGUCGCGCGGCGUUAUCACCUUAUCAGUGUCCAGUCGCAAACUGCACCGGUCUCCUCAGUCGUCGACCGCGGACCCGCGGGCGAUGUUCUGAUCCGAUGGGCAACAGCUGCAUCGAGUUGGAUCUUUCCACGAGUCGCUCACGUCCUUCGUACACCCCGUCUCUCUCCAACAUGGGCGAGAGGAUCAACUCCAGCCCCAACCAGAACUCCCGCACCCCUCCGAACUGCGCGAGGUGCAGGAACCAUGAGGUCAUUCUGCCACUGAAGGGCCACAAACGCUACUGCAAGUUCAUGGACUGCAAAUGCGAGAAGUGUGAAUUGACGGCUGAGAGACAGAAAGUGAUGGCCCGUCAGACAGCCAUCAGGAGAGCUGAGGAACAAGAUCGACAGAGACUGAAGAGCGGUCUGCCACUGACCGUACAAUCGCCCCCACAUCGUCGCUCUCCCCCGCCGUCCCCAGAAAACUCCUGCUCUUCCAUCUCGGACACCUCCCCCCCUAAGGCGGCCCCUACUCGUGUUGUGGCCAGUAAGCCCAGGAGUAAUUCAUCCCCUAACAGCAGCCCAAGUGGCAAGGAGGUGUGGGACUCGAUCCUCCUGCUGCUGAACUGGUGUGGACUCCCUGUCAACACCACCCCUCUCUUGCACAUCAUCCUCAGCGAGAUCACCCCAGAUGCCAACGAGGUUUACUCCCGCUUUAAGGAGGCACAAGAGGAGCUGAGGAGAUCGUGUCCAAUCAAAGAUGAAGUGAGGCGAACCGUCUCCACGCCACUGGAACUCGGCAACAACUGGACAUUGUAUUAUCCACCACACGCCAUACCUCAGCCUACCGCACUCUAUAAACAACACCCCAGCCACUACCACUCCUCCCCCUCCCACCUAACUCUACCAAUCCACCGCUACCACCCUUACCAGAUGCUGCGUGGAAUAGACACCUUCGGCUAUCCGAUGUCCAUCCACGACAUACCGGGAGCCAGACCCGGCAUGGUUGUACCCACAGAGUACUGCUUCAGACCAGAGAAGCCCACGAGCCCUUCGAGUGUACAAUCGGACAAGUCCAGCUACUCUGGAUCCGUCGAUAUACAUACGUGAACACUUCACGAUCCCAUAAUUAUAUUCUACAUGUACUUUUAUGUGUUCAGUACUGGAACCAACCUUGCUUGAUCACUGCACUAUACCCCGAUCCUGGUCCUGAUCCUGAUCCUGACUAUCUCUGUACUAGUCAUACACGUGUCGUCAACACACUUUGUGUGCACACGUGAAGUUUCGUAUUUUUAAACAUCAUACGUGUUUUUUACAGUACUUAUACCCGAAUAUCUUUACGCUAGUAUAGUUUUGUGAUGUAAAAGGUGAAUGAAUUAUUAUAUCUCUAACUUAUAUCAGUACCUGAGUUGUUGCUUUUUGUUACAUUUAACUGAUUAGUAACUGGUGUAUCCACUAUUUCUGAUUGGCUUAGGGUUAUCUUAGUUACUGGAUGGCAGUGAGUGAAAUUAAAUAAUCGUUAAAUUCUUUGUGGUGUGAGAUGGCAAGACAAAAUUAUGUUUGUUCACUAGGCAGUCGUUAUCAAAUGAAAUUUCAAAAUAACAGAGUAGAAAAGGAUUUUCUUUAUAUUCUGUACUACCCUGUCUAAAAUUGUAACAAGGAAGUUUUGGCUAUUUCAGAUGCUUGCAAAAUAUUAUCAAACUUGGUACUGUUUCUCAAAGUGAAUCAACAUGAGUGUUUUUAACGUUAUUAGAGAUCCUAUACUGCUGUGUUUAGUGUUAAUUUUAAUUAAAUUCAGGCAUGAAUUAAAACAAAAUUAGUACAUGACACUUAUGUAUGUACACUGAAUUACUGACCAAGAAGAGUAUUUUACUAGGUACUUGUAUUUUACUUGAAAUAUAUCCAAUAGAUGCAACUGUUUUGCGAAUGUUAUAUUCAACUCCAUAUUAUUCACAAAUACAAUGUUUUAUUCACAAACACAAACUUUCUAAUUUUGUUUCAGCAAACUCUUAAACGAAUUCUGUCAAGAUUAAUAUUUGCUACAUUAUCGCAUUACAAUGAAAGAGUUUAUUUAUUUUAUUUACAUGUUUAUAACUGGUUGAUAAGCAAAAGUGAAUCUAUCGAUGUUGUCGUCCUCAUGGAAAAUUGAAGCUUCUUGUCAGCACAUAAACAUUGCAGUGUCUAGAACAGAAUUUGAACAUUGUGAUAGUGUUUUUCAUGCUAUUUAGGUUCUUAAACACAUUCAAUUGACUGUCAUCUCUACUGAAAAUUAUUUUAAAAUGUAAACAUUUCUAUAUUUAUAAAAGUCGGAUUUAGAAUAUUAGGUUAACGAUCUAUUAAUGUGUUAGACAUGCCAGGCACUCUAUUACACUAUUAUACGCUGAUUUAAGAUUUAGUUGUUUUUUUUUUCUAUUUGUAAAGAUGCGGAGCCCUCAUGGCGCGUUCAUUUUGUUUUGAUUUUAUUUAUCUACUUUUUUGUUCUUUUAGGACAAGAAGCUGAGAACCCGGUUAUUGCACUUAGUCCUAAAAGGACCUUUGCGCUGCUGACAGGAUAUUCAGGACGGGUAAGGUUGGAGAUUAGGGGCUUCCUUUCCUGCCGAGAUCCACGAGGAAGGAUUUUGAGCACUAAUUUCAGUCAUAUCACCUUGGAAGAAGGAAAGACCAUUUUACAUUCUUGUUGGGUUAUCCUCUCCAGUCAAAGCAGGCAGGGGUUGGCACGACCUUAUGUCUAGGCUAGCAACUGCCUUUAACACAGGGAGUCCCACCAAUCCCAACAGUCAUCUCCCACAGUAGACCUACACUUACACCUCAGAAUCUCGACAUUGCCGAUUAGCAAUGUGCUACUCCUGGACACAUUCAUAAGGUUGUCCAGAUAUAAGUGACGCAUGGUUUUAGCUUUACCCAGUGUAGGUUCAACUGGAAGGUAUAGACCAGCCAGGAGUAAACCCUCCUGGGGGGAGCCCGGGGAGUUAGCUCCCCUGAUUCCCUAAUACCGGCUCUGGCGAUAUUGAAGUUUUAAAAGUUCAAACCCAAUAAUUACGAAAUGCUAAAUUUAUCUUCAGCUAAGAAAAAGUGUUUAAAUAUUGUAAUAGAACAUCAUAUUUUAUUUUUUGAAGUUCUGAUUUUAUUUACAGGUAUUGUUGAAAAUAAUUAUUCAUUUUAUCUUUACAUACAAUUUUUUCCCGCUAUUUUUAAUAUAUUUAAAUAUUGUCAAAUUACAACAGAGGAUAUCGAUAUCCUUGAAGAACUGUUUUACUUGUAAUGUCUGAGAAAAAUGUUUGUUUCAUUUUAUGAGCAUUCCUAUUAUGUCAUUGCAUAUGCUGAUUUCGAAUUAUACAGUUGAAACUGACUGUAAUGACUUUAAAUUACAGUACUUAAAUACUUAUUGAAUGAAAGUCUACAAUAAGAAUGUGGAUGAAUGAAAAAGGUAUGGCAGCAACAACAAGGGUUCCGAAUAUGAAACGCUGUUUUGAAAGUAACCUGAAUAUACUAAUGCCUCUGCUACGAAGAAAUUAUAUAGUAAAUAUUUCGUAGCAAUAUCACCUUAUUAUUAAUGUAAAUCACUAUACUCUUAUGUAUUUUGCACUUACAUGGAAACUCGAUCAAAUUAUAAUAAUUUGUGUAUUUGUUAGUAUUUAGAUAUAUUAAUACUAAGUAAUUUGGUUUAGAAAUUAUACACUACCACACGUGUCAUACUUACUUCUGUGUUAUUAAUAUCGUUAUAGUAAUAGUUAGUAUUACAUGUUUUUGUUAGUAUUAAGAUUUAUAAUACUUUUGUAAAAAGUGUAAAUAUAAAUUGCUUAUUAUUGUUAAAGUUCAUCAAUAUAUGAGUGUAAUACAAACAAUACUAUUGAAAUAAUUGUUUUAACGGUUAGGUAAAAACACUACUGUAUUUUAUAUUAUCCAACUUGGUAGCUGUAAAAGUAGCUUUUUAUAUGUCCCUGCAGAAAAUACAGAACUUUCAAUUCUCUUACUCAAAAACAACUUGUAAUAUAUUUGUUUAGGAUUUAGAAGCAUUAUAUAUUUCAUACACUGUUGUGAAAACUGCACAAACUAUACUUGAUUUCGUUGAGACAGAAAUGAGUUUUUUACUGAUUAUUAUUAAAUUAAAGACCUAUGUUAAAAUGUAAAUGCAGCAUUAUUUUGAAAAAAACUGUUUUGUUUGAAAUGAUUUUCGUCUACUUUGUUAUGUAGUUCAAACUUGUGUAGUAAACAACAAGACCACCGCAGAUUAAAUAUAAAACUACAGAACUGAAAUUGUUUGAGUGUUUUCUGAUUAAAAUAAGUUUUCAUCGCUCAGUCUAACAGGGACUUUUUUGUUACUUGAGCAAGAUUUUGAGAGUUUUUAACUAAACAAAAUGUCCUUUUUAAAAUCCCUAGAGCUUUUAUGAUCGUAAAUAGUUCCAGCAGAAAUUUAAGAUUCAUUUUCACCUCAGGCAAAUUGUAAUGAAGUGAAUCAGUGCAAUAAACAUAACGAAAUUUACUAAAACUCUCGUAAACAUUUAGCACUUGGAACUGAAAUAAAAAAAUACAUUACUUUAUUCCUCCCAAUAUUAAAAAAUGUGUUGCAAUAACAAAUCAAACCCUUUAUUCUUAAACGCAAACAAUGUCACAUUACACGUCAAGUAAUCAAAACUAAUACUUAACCAAACAAAAUCUUGCAGACACCAAUAUUAAUAUUUGACGAAAAAGUUUGUUUGAUGUUUUUUAAACUUUUUUUGUAACGUAUUUUGUUUGCUUCAAGUUUGUAAUAACAUUAUUGUUAAAAACCUUACCAAUCAGAGUAUGACUAUUCUCAAACUUGCUGGUACUGUGUCCAGAGGUAGCUAUCGUGUCUCUAGACCUUGUUGAUGCACAUGAUUAUUGCCAUCGAUUACAAAAUUCGGAUGAGCUAUUUUUUUUUACAAAAGUACAUAAGCGCAGGACUCAAACCUUCUCCAUCCUGUUACGAGUAAUGUCAACAACAGUUUCUGAAGUACAAAUAAUCUUUACUAAAAUUCACCAUGCUGGCUGGGUUCCAAAAUAUAUCAACUCAUGCUCUAAUAUUGGAAUAGACGUAAAACUUCUUUGUUGCAUAUCCUGGCGAGACGGUUUAGGCAAAUCCCAUGAUUCGAACUUUUCCACGUGACCGAUCCAGCUGGGUCUAUUAUCGAAAUACAGAGCCCGACAUUUAGCUUAAGUUUCUGUUUGGCCACUUCGUUUUUCAGUCUGACAGAUACUGAAAGUGAGUUGAAUUGGUCGUAUAGGCGCCGUACUGAAUAAUCUUAGUUUUUCUGGUGUUUAACUAAAGUAGAUUUCAAUUAAACCAUUUGUUCAGAGUGUGCAAAUGUGGGGGAACCCCAAAAGACCAAUGUGAAAAUGUUCGAGCUUUAUAAUGAUAUGUAAUGACUGUUAGCUCUUCCUUGGAUACAGAAGAGCCUAUGGUCAAGAUUCUAGGAACUUUCUGUCAAAAUUUAUUGUAUGGAUGAAGAGACAGUCAGACGGACAGACAGCAACACAAUCUUAACAAAGACCUACCGGGACCUUAAUAAUGAAACAAAUAGCGUAACACACUGUAACAAUUGAUGUUACACCAUUCUGGUCUCAUAAAAUGGAUGCGCUCUUCUUAAAAGGAAUCCGAUUCACUUUUUUUAUAUUUAAAACAUUGAAAUCGCAUAGAAUAAAUAAUAAUAUUUUUGUCACCAACUCUAUCUCAGAGACCACUAAACAAAUUACCUGUUAAAUAAUUUCAAAUUCAACCACACAAAUCCCGAAUUCUGCAGCACCAUGCGUCAUAAAAUCUCUCAAAAACAUUCUGUUAUCCCAUAUAGGUUCUCAGAACUGGUAAGGUAAUACACUGAAAACUGGUUUGCACUCAGACUUGGAGCUCCAAACUCACUAGCAUUCGCAAUUCAAUGUGCUCCGGAAGUGAUUCUGGAAGGUAUAUAUUCAAUAGCCCAUCACUUAUGUCCGGAAUACUUGUAAUGCAAUUCAAAUAUUUGAAAGUGAUUCAGCAGAAUAUGCUAUUUCAUUUUUCAGUGACCAUCAUUUGUGCCAGGAAUACUUUCAGGACGCCAUUCAAUGAUUCGGAAAUGAUUCCGUGGAUUGUAAUCUUUCAAUGACUAUAGAUUGUCUCAGAAAUCCUUGUAACGGUAUUAAAAAAGGAUUUUACCAAGACACCAUUGUUAUCAUGCGGAAAAAUAAUGAGCAUAAAUAUAAGUUAGUAGUAUAUACAUAACGAAGCUACGUUGGAAGGGUUGAUUCAAUGAGAAUGUUGAGUUCAAUGCCUUCAAUUGAUUAAUUGAUCUCAAGAAUCCGUCUUGUUGAUUCAAUCAUUAAUCUGUUCAGAGGGACGUUGAUUCCAGAUUCCAGGAGUCAAGUCUGUCACAGUGUCAGAUUCAGACGCUGCACAAAGCGGAAGGUGAACUGGAGCUGAACUCAACAUUCACAUAGUAAGUAGUAUGUUUGAGAAUUUGCCCCAAACGUCUCUUAACUCCAGAAAGAAUUUGGCCCAACUACUCAACGAUUUUACUUUUCUGGUGUGAGAAGGUUUGACACGCUAAACACACACACACACACACACACACACACACACACACACACACACACACACACACACACACAUACCGAUUAUUAAAUUUUCAUUUUCAUGUUAUGUUUUCGUCUAACACAGAAGACGCUCGGCUAAAACUAAACUUCCGGUAUUGUAACACAAUAUUUAGGUACAAUUUGCUUUCCAUAGAAGUGUAUUUAUUGAGUCGGAAGUUCUUCUGCAAGUAACUAUCAGGACUGUAUUCAAUGGAAUGCUGCAUCCGUUGAUUCAAUGGAAAUCAACAAAUCGAUUUACCUUAUUGCAAAUGGAUUUAUCGUAAAUAAUUUCACAAUGAAUUCUUCCAAAAAUCGUUUUUAGGACAAUCCGUUUUAUUCCAUAUCCGAAGGCAAUCAUGAUGCUCGAACAAACUGCAAUCACGCACAAGGCCUGAGAUAGGCACCGUAAACACUAACUUCCGGUUAACAGGUUAACAGUGCCACUUCCUGAAGUAAUAGGCUGUUCGAACAUAAGCUUACUCCGAUCACGGAAGGGCCUAUCAUUGUGACUAAUAUGGGUUCAAAUUAUAAGGAGCCCUGAACAUUUUUUACUUAGACAGAUUUUACAGAUGUAAAUCUCAAGAUUACAUACUUAGUUGUAGUAUGCUUAAUAUUUGGUUUCCUUACUUCCCAUACUGUUUUCUCUCAAUUUGUUGAGAUAAUUUUCAUUACCAGCUGAAGAUAUAAGUUUUAUGAAUGUUGAACUAUUUUGUUUGUAAGCCUACUUAUUUGGUCUAGCAAUUUAUUUUAUGUGCUCCGAAAAACGAUCUAUGAUUUACUUUCCAUGGUUCCACAAUAGUAUAAUGGACAUUGAACAUAAUUUCACUACUCCAAGUCUAUGCAUUCAAAAUCCAUUACCGAAACAAUUCGGUCUUUUUCUCUUCAUUGUUUUAUUAGUUGGAUUAUAUUCACAUAAGAUAAAAAUGAAUAUGUUGUACUAGUUUAACAUUAAAAUCGGUGAUCUUCAUCUUGUUAUUGAAAAAUAUUUAAAUUAUUCUUUCUACUAAUGUACAUUAACACAUGACACCUUAAAGCAUAUUGGGUCGUAAAGUUUCCUUCCCUUUACAUUAAAUUACAAUAUUUACUUUGUUGUCAAUUACAUUGUAUUUUUAGAGUUUGGUUGUGCAAUUUGAACAGAAUUAUCUAAAUUGAACUCAAUUUCCACAAUGGUGGAUUUUCAUAUACAGUAUUUGAAAUGUAUGAUUGACUCUGGAAUAGAUUAAUUUCUCCUUACCAUAAAAGUAAGUCCUCUCCGAAACUUUAGCAUAUUAAUGUAUAAAUUUUGUCUAACUAUUCUACCCUUAGUGUUUGUAAAACACAUUAAUUUGCCAACUUUUUUCAAAACACACGUUUAUACUUCUUUCAUUUUUCAAACUAUAUUCAUAAACUACCCAAACUGUUUAUGAGUAAUUUUUCGCCAAUUUGAAACAGUAUAUAAGUUACUAUUUUAUUAUACCGAUUAAAAUUAGCAAGAAAACUGUAUCGUUGUGUAGAAAGGAGAUAAAUGUGUUAACACAUUGUAAACCGUACUGCAAGUAGUCUAAGAACCCAAUGUGAAGAUUUACAGACACCUCGUAUAUCGUUGUCUGUUUGAUGAACUCUAACCUUUUGACUGGUAGUUUUAAGGUUUAUAACAUUUUUAUUUACUUGUUUGUAUAAUACAAUGCAAUGUAUUUUUAUGAGCAUUAUUAUGCCCGUAUUGUUUAUCACACGAGUUUCUUGUUCUGGCAAUUUACUGUGUAGUUGUAUCUUUAAGUUAUGAAACAUGAUUAUGUAUAUAAAUUUAUGAAUAUUCGUGAGCUGUUGAAGAGUGUUGAAUUUAAAAGUAGUUGUAUGUGGGAAAUUUGUCGUUGAAAACGUAGACUUACCACAGAUAAUCAACUAAUUGUUACCUAGUAAGGACUCAUUCCGUGUAGCAUUGUAUUUUGUAAGCUGUAUAAACUAUUGUAUAAUGCUUGAUUCUUUGGUAGGUGUUAAGUUAAGGAUGACUUGUCAGUGUGGUGAAUAACAACGGGUCAGUGAAGGCCAGCGAUCACAAGUUAUUGCGUUAUUGCGGUGCUCUCGACUGUGUUCAAGCGAACUGUUAUUCAGUGAACCCUGUGUCCCCGAAUAUAUGUUGUAUCGCUGUUCUGUGUAAUGUAUUAUGUGUGAUAUCAAUCAAAUAAAAUAUUUUGAUGUUUUAUUAAAUAUUUUUUUUACAGUA
Messenger RNA from Homalodisca vitripennis (glassy-winged sharpshooter), 8928 nucleotides. RefSeq lists its product as uncharacterized. Gene Ontology annotation, molecular function: RNA polymerase II cis-regulatory region sequence-specific DNA binding; DNA-binding transcription factor activity, RNA polymerase II-specific. Gene Ontology annotation, biological process: regulation of transcription by RNA polymerase II; sex differentiation. The record is from RefSeq and is a predicted model, not a curated record. NCBI's taxonomy places the organism in Eukaryota, Metazoa, Arthropoda, Insecta, Hemiptera, Cicadellidae. The transcript is spliced from 6 exons. The coding region runs from base 276 to 1268 and encodes 330 amino acids. Gene Ontology annotation, cellular component: nucleus.